Messenger RNA from Dioszegia hungarica, 888 nucleotides. RefSeq names its product putative NADH-cytochrome b5 reductase 1. The record is from RefSeq and is a predicted model, not a curated record. NCBI's taxonomy places the organism in Eukaryota, Fungi, Basidiomycota, Tremellomycetes, Tremellales, Bulleribasidiaceae. Bases 1 to 888 code for a protein of 295 amino acids. The transcript is spliced from 8 exons. Gene Ontology annotation, molecular function: oxidoreductase activity.
AUGACUGGGGACCUCAUGGACAUUGCAAUCGCGAACGCCCGAGGAAUCGGCGCGCUUGUCGUUCUCCUCGCGCUCGCAGUGGUCUUUCUCGUCCAGAAUGCGAACCAGAAGCCACAGAGAGUCUUGGACCCGGUGGAGUGGAGAUCUUUCAAGCUCAUCGCGAAAGACCACCUUUCUCACAACACUGCUCUGUACAAGUUCGGUCUUCCGCGCCCUACCGACACCCUUGGACUCCCUAUCGGACAGCACAUCUCAGUGAUGGCUGAAUUGGACGGGAAGCAGGUCAUGCGGAGUUACACCCCAACGACGCUGGAGGAGGACAAGGGACAUUUCGACUUGGUAGUUAAGACCUACGAGAAGGGCAACAUCUCGCGAUACCUCAGUCUCCUCACUAUCGGCCAGGAAGUCAAGAUCAAGGGGCCCAAGGGGAAGUUCCACUACUCUGCCAACAUGGUUCCACACUUGCUCAUGAUCGCCGGUGGUACUGGUAUCACACCGAUGUACCAGAUCAUCAAGUCGUCGAUCAAGGACCCAAAAGACAACACCCAGCUCAGCUUGAUCUACGCCAACGUGAACGAGGAUGACAUUUUGUUGAGGCAGCAAUUGGAGGUUCUCCAAGACAGGUCGAAGGGUCGCUUCAAGCUCUACAUGGUCCUCAACAACCCACCAGCAGGCUGGACAGGCGGCAGCGGCUUUGUUACACGCGAGAUGGUCGAGAAGCACAUGCCAUCUGGCGGUGUUGGAUCAGCGGAACACGGGAAGGGCGGCAAGGUCUUGCUGUGCGGUCCCCCACCGAUGCUUAACGCCAUGAAGACGCAUCUGGCCGGUAUCGGGUACCCCGCACCACGAGCGCUCUCGAAGCUCGAGGAUCAGGUGUUCAUGUUCUAG